Molecule: messenger RNA, 1634 nt
Organism: Chara braunii
Lineage: Eukaryota; Viridiplantae; Streptophyta; Charophyceae; Charales; Characeae
Source: the annotation of a GenBank genome assembly
GCGAGAUGAGAGAAGGGGGGGGGAUUAUAUGUGGAAUUGGGAUAGCGGUGAGGAUCGGUUGCUGAACAGUAUAAAACCUGGCACGCUGGGCCCGGUUCCCAGCACGCGCUGCUCCCCACGAAUGAGAUCGGAGCUUUUCCAAAAUUAAAAAAUUAAAAAAAAGAGAAGGGGGGAGGGAGAGAGAGUGAGAAAGGCGAUACGGUGUCGUCCUGACCACUGACUGACCUCGGCUAUGGCGUCGACAACAUUACAUGCAACGUUGUCUUUUCCACGUGUCAAAUGGGCAGCUGUCCUGGAUAAGGGAUGGCAGAAAGGCGUAGAUGAUGUCGAUCCUGAUGGGCUCGUGAUUGGUAGAAAAAAGAAACCAGAUAACGUUAGAUUGCAAAUCCAUCAACAUCUCACACGUGGCACGAGGUCGUCGCUUUCGUGUGAUGACAGAAAGGCCUUCACUUCGACUCAGGUAACCUGGGAGGAAGCCACACGCGGCAUCUCCUUCUCUUGGCUAUGGGUGAAUGGGGAAGAUCACAUCACCUGUAGAACGUGCAGGGGCACAUGGAGGAGGAGAAGGAGGAGGAGGAGUAGAAAGGGCUCGAGAGACCUUACGAGUCAGUUUGGGAAAGGGAAGCAGAACCAACGGCCCAGAUCGACGUGGAAAAGUCCUCCGUCGAUGUGCUAGUGCAUCGGAUUGGGCGGGAGAUGAAGAGGACGGGCAGUUAGCAGAUCAUCUUCAUCAUUGGGGGUGGCAGGUACAGUACACUGACGAGGAGCGCGGGGCACCAGGAGAACAAGACAAUGCGCACGAGAGUUAUGCUAUUUCCUCGUCGUCGGCAUACCAAAAGCAUGGGGAGAACGAGCGUGAAAGGAGGAGGAGGAGGAGGAGGCAUCCCGACAGUCCGAGCGUUGUGUGCAACCAGCCUCCAAGGGGAACAGAAGAAUGGCCAGAAGAGGCGGCGGGUUAUGACGAUGGCGAUGAUGGUAGCGGCCCUGAUGAGGCGUAUGUUGAUGGAUUGGAUGCCGAUGAUGUGGAAAUAGGUUUGGAGGAAGAUGAAGAUCGUGAUGCUGGUGAUGGGGCGAAUGUGUGCGGUGAAGAUGACAUGACAGCGGAUAUGAACGAGGGGGAUCCAGAAGAUGGGUCAGGUCUUCCCGCCAAAACUCCCCACAUGGAGACCAACCUUGAGGAGGAGGAAACCGACAAAAAAGUAGAUGACAGCGACCCUGACGAGAAUGGAUCAAGCCUUCCCGCGAAAACUCCCGAGAUGGGCAAAGAGGUUGAGGACGAGGAGGAAAACGACAAAGGAGAUGGCAACGGCGACGAAGAGAAAGAGCAGAUUGGUGUGAAAGCAGCAGUCACAUUAUUGAGAUUUUAUAAGAGGGAGAUAUCUCCUUGGAUCCCUGGGAGUUGUCGGUACGUGCCAACGUGUUCCGAGUAUGCCAUCGAGGCAUAUACACGGUACGGCUUGGCCAAGGGGACUGUAUUGACAGCAUGCAGAAUUUGCCGCUGCAAUCCUUUGGGUGGCAGUGGCUUCGAUCCUCCCCGAUGGUUCGGCGAAUCCAAACUACAGCCUCCUCCUCCUCCUCCUUCUCCUCCACCUCCUCCUCCAUCUCGCUUGUAAAACUGUGAGCUUACUUAAUCG